AUGCAACUCUUGUUACUCAAGGAUGGAUUUGGGAAGGUGAUCGAAGUUCAGGAACUGCUUGGAAACUCCAUAUCACUUGUCUCCCCAGGAAGAGAGCUUUUGAGGACAGGAACACUUCAGAAAAUCUCUUCCACAACAGAAAAGACCGAAGAAAGAACGAUAUUUUUGUUCAACGAUUUAAUUCUUCUCGCAUGUGAGAGAAAGAUGAUCGGUCUAUACAAAUACCGCUUGCGAGCUGUAUUCCACGCCUGUCAUACUCAGAUUUGUGAGGGAGACAACUUAGAACGCGAACAUUCCUUCUACAUAAGGGGUUCCGAUGGAAAUGGACCAUCUCGAUGUGUUGAGUUGUACACUGAAACGCAAAAAGACAAGAACGAUUGGGUGGAGAGUAUGUGUGCUGUGAUAGAAGACUGCCGCGCCAACUCUGCCACAUUUGGAGGAAAAGUGAAGUCUGCCCUGUGCGAGAGCAACAAUAAUCAUAGUGAAAGCCGCAAUUGUGCUGACUGCGACUCUGAGUUUAGGUAAGC
Messenger RNA from Strongylus vulgaris, 527 nucleotides. NCBI's taxonomy places the organism in Eukaryota, Metazoa, Nematoda, Chromadorea, Rhabditida, Strongylidae. The record is from the annotation of a GenBank genome assembly.